Molecule: messenger RNA, 1341 nt
Organism: Periconia digitata
Lineage: Eukaryota; Fungi; Ascomycota; Dothideomycetes; Pleosporales; Periconiaceae
Source: the annotation of a GenBank genome assembly
CUUGCUAUCCUAAAAUCCACAUUCUUCGCAAUGGCCUCUUUCACAAGGACUUUGAGACCGCUUGCACGCGCUGCAACUGUUUCCUCGCGUACCUUGCGACCAGCUUUCACACGCACCGCCCCGCAAGCGCGAUGCCUGUCAGCGACAAUACCGCGUCGGGAGGCCGAUAUCACCGAUAUACCGCCCACACCCAUUACCCACCUCUCCGAAACCGAGCUCCUUAUGGCCGAUUCCGUAUCCAAGUUUGCCACUGAAGUUGUCCUGCCGAAAGCAAGAGAGAUGGACGAGGCGGAGGAAAUGGAUCCCGCAGUGAUUGAGUCAAUGUUUGAACAAGGCCUCAUGGGUAUUGAGAUCCCGGAGGAGUACGGCGGCUCUGGCAUGAACUUUACCUCGGCCAUUAUUGCUAUUGAGGAGCUUGCUCGGAUAGAUCCCAGCGUCAGUGUCAUGUGCGAUGUGCACAACACACUAUGCAACACUGCAUUGAUGAAAUGGGGGUCUGAGAGGCUGAAGAAGGAGUGGCUGCCCCGAAUGGCAACCAACACCGUGGGAUCUUUCUGUCUUUCCGAACCCGUUUCAGGAUCCGAUGCUUUCGCCCUUGCCACCAAGGCUACGAGAACCGAGAAUGGGUACAAGAUCAGCGGAAGCAAGAUGUGGAUCACCAACAGCAAGGAGGCCAAUUUCUUCAUAGUUUUUGCCAACCUUGACCCAAGCAAGAAGUACAAAGGAAUCACUGCUUUUAUUGUGGAAAAGGGUACACCUGGAUUUUCCAUUGCGAAGAAGGAGAAGAAGCUGGGCAUCCGGGCUAGCAGCACGUGCGUGAUCAACUUUGAUGAUGUCGAGAUUCCAAAGGAAAACUUGCUCGGCAACGAGUUCGAGGGCUACAAGUACGCUAUCGGGAUUUUGAACGAGGGCCGCAUCGGUAUUGCAGCACAGAUGACGGGUCUGGCUUUGGGUGCCUGGGAGAACGCAGCAGGAUACGCGUGGAACGACCGCAAGCAGUUCGGCACGCUCAUCGGAGAGUUCCAGGGCAUGCAACAUCAGCUUGCGCAAGCGUGGACUGAGAUUCAAGCGGCACGUGCUCUCGUCUUCAAUGCCGCCCGAAAGAAAGAGGCAGGAGAGGAUUUUGUCAUGGAUGCGGCCAUGGCUAAGUUGUACUCGUCGCAAGUCGCCGGAAAGGUAUCGGGACAGGCUGUAGAGUGGAUGGGUGGCAUGGGAUACGUUCGGGAAGGAUUGGCGGAGAAAUACUUCCGGGACAGCAAGAUCGGAGCCAUCUACGAGGGAACAAGCAACAUCCAGCUGACGACGAUUGCGAAGCAUCUCCAAAAGAUGUAUACCAAAUAG